Molecule: messenger RNA, 1451 nt
Organism: Mercenaria mercenaria
Lineage: Eukaryota; Metazoa; Mollusca; Bivalvia; Venerida; Veneridae
Product: UDP-glucose 4-epimerase-like
Exons: 10
Coding region: 68-1105 (345 amino acids)
Biological process (GO): beta-D-galactose catabolic process via UDP-galactose, Leloir pathway
Cellular component (GO): cytosol
Molecular function (GO): UDP-glucose 4-epimerase activity
Source: RefSeq, a predicted model, not a curated record
ACAUUUGUUUGGUUCCCGAGUUUCACCCCACGUUGACAUUCUUGAAGGAACCAGCAGAUUUGACAGAAUGGCAACAGGAAGUAUUCUAGUAACAGGUGGAGCUGGGUAUGUAGGGACCCAUACGGUAGUGGAGCUGCUCAAUUCAGGAUAUGAUGUUAUAGUGAUGGACAACCUUGUCAACGCUAGUAUGGAGAGUUUGAAGAGGGUUAAUGAAAUAACAGGGAAGACAGUUCAAACAUGCGCUGUUGAUCUUCUAAAUAAAGAUGGCCUCAGAGAUAUUUUCAAAAAGAACAAGAUAUAUUGUGUGAUGCACUUUGCUGGGUUGAAGGCAGUGGGUGAGUCCUGUGAGAAACCAUUGUUAUACUAUAAAACCAAUGUUGGUGGAACAGUCAACCUUUUAGAGGUUAUGAAGGAGUUUGAAGUGUACAACAUAAUUUUCUCAAGUUCUGCAACAGUAUAUGGUUCACCAAAUUAUCUGCCUAUAGAUGAGAAGCACCCUACAGGAGGCUGUACUAAUGCCUACGGCAAAACCAAAUAUUUCAUUGAAGAGAUAUUGAAAGAUAUUUGUACAGCUGAAAAGCAAUGGAAUGUUAUACUUCUACGUUACUUCAACCCAGUGGGAUCUCAUGCAUCAGGAAAGAUUGGGGAAGAUCCCCAAGGUAUUCCAAACAAUCUGAUGCCAUUUAUAUCUCAGGUUGCUGUUGGACGGCGGAAGGAAUUGACGGUAUAUGGAACUGAUUACGAUACACCUGAUGGGACAGGAGUACGAGACUACAUCCAUGUGGUAGAUUUAGCUCAGGGUCAUGUGGCAGCAUUAAAACAUCUAGAGAAAGGCUGUGGCUGUAAGGUAUAUAACCUAGGAACUGGCAAAGGUUAUUCAGUGUUAGACAUGGCUAAGGCUUUUGAAAAGGCUUCAGGAAAACCAAUACCGUACGUGACGGCAGGACGUAGAGCGGGUGAUAUAGCUUCAUGUUAUAGUGAUGCUUCUCUAGCAAAGCAGGAUUUAGGCUGGGAGGCAAAACUUGAUCUCGCUAAAAUGUGUGAGGAUUUAUGGCGCUGGCAGUCAAACAAUCCAAAUGGUUUCAGAACUGAAGGCAGCAGCUAAUAGAGGCUUUAUUAGAUAGGAAUAAAACUAUACGUCCAAAGACUGUUUUAGAUAUGCUUGUUUGGUGUAAGGGGCUUACUUAGCAGGAUGAAGAAUGUAGAAUUAAUUGGUGCAAUUUGUCUUGUGACUUGUGUAACUGACCAAUCAAAUAGUAGGCAUGUUAUGACUGUUAACGUUACCCACCUGAGUAAAUAUUAAUGUAAUGAAGAAUAUUUUAAUUAUCUCAGCUUCAAAAUUCUUCUGAAAUAAUCAUAAAAAGAUUUUUAUUAAUUUCACUAUGUUUUUACUUUCUUUUGUCAUAGAGAUUAACUGUGUAGCAGGAAUAAUAGAUUCAUGAAACCUCCAA